AUGGUGUCCGAAGUCAGAAAAAAGAAACUGCUCCAUGUCUUCAGCGUCUUCUUUGACUCCGAUAAGAGUGGAGUCGUAGAAAAACAAGACUUUGAACUGGCUGCCCAGAACAUCGCCAAACUCAGAGGGUGGGCCCCUGGAAGCCCCACCUACGACAUCCUGCAAGAAAGCAUGAUCGCCAUCUGGCUGGGAUUGCAGAAACAAGCCGACGCUGAUGGAGACGGAAAAGUUACUCAGGACGAAUGGCUAGCUCUUUGGGACGAGUACGCCAAGGACCCAGCUGCAGCAAAGGACUGGCAAAAUCUUCUGUGCAAAAGCAUCUUCCAGAUCCAAGACUCCAGCAAUGAUGGUUCAGUCGAUGUCAAUGAGUACGUGACCGUGCACGAGUCUUUUGGUCUCAAUAAGGAAGAAAGCACCGAGGCCUUUAAAAAACUGGCUAAAGGUAAAGACUCAAUCUCUUGGGCAGAUUUCCAGGAAUUGUGGAAGGAGUAUUUCAGCAGCGACGACCCGGACGUACCCGGUAACUACAUCUUCGGUAGAUUGACUUGUUAA
Bombyx mandarina (wild silkworm) is the source of this 552-nucleotide messenger RNA. It is a transcript of the gene Jhdk, whose product is annotated as juvenile hormone diol kinase. Gene Ontology annotation, molecular function: calcium ion binding. The record is from RefSeq and is a predicted model, not a curated record. NCBI's taxonomy places the organism in Eukaryota, Metazoa, Arthropoda, Insecta, Lepidoptera, Bombycidae.